Debaryomyces hansenii CBS767 is the source of this 1281-nucleotide messenger RNA. Its product is annotated as DEHA2E02574p. NCBI's taxonomy places the organism in Eukaryota, Fungi, Ascomycota, Pichiomycetes, Serinales, Debaryomycetaceae. Gene Ontology annotation, molecular function: flavin adenine dinucleotide binding; electron-transferring-flavoprotein dehydrogenase activity. Bases 1 to 1281 code for a protein of 426 amino acids. The transcript has a single exon. The record is from RefSeq and is a predicted model, not a curated record. Gene Ontology annotation, cellular component: cytoplasm.
AUGCUUCAAAUGGUGGGUAAAAUAAGUGCAGUAAAGAGCCAUUUCACGAAUAUUCUUAUUAUUGGUGGCUCAUACGGAGGAAUAACUAGUGUUAAAAUUAUUCGGGACUUACUCAAGACUAGGCAAACUGAAGACAAGUUGAAGAGAGGAGAUGAGAAGUUCAAGAUUACAAUGAUCGAACCAAAGGAAGGGUUUUUGAACUUGAUUGCUAUACCUCGUACAUUAGUUGAUAUGGACUUUGCUAGGACCCAAUAUUUUAAAUAUACAGAUAUUGGUGGCUUAGGUAUACACAAGGUUAUUGAUGCUAACGGAAAUAUUAAGGCAACGAAUAAUGAGGAAGAUAAAAAUGAUCUUUUUGAAAUAACAUGUAUCCAAGGAAAAGUUUUGAAUGUGGGAGAGAAAGAAGCAAAUUUCACUAUCAACGGAGAUGAAAGUAGAAAUAUAAAAUUUGACUAUGUUAUUUUAGCAUCAGGCAGAGAUAGAAACUACCCUGUUACACCUGCCGGAAGGACUAAAAAAGAAUUCCUUAAUGAAAUGAAAGAAUUUUACGAUAGAAUUACUGAUGAAAAGAUUAAAACCAUAUCGAUUAUUGGUGCUGGUGCUGUUGGUAUUGAAUUAUCAGGAGAAAUCAAACACUACUUUCCUAACAAGCAUGUUAAUUUGAUUCAUCCCCAUGAUUCAUUCCCACCAGAGCCUCUUUCAGGUGAAUUGAAACAACGUGUAAAGGAGUCCUUAGAAAGAGCGAAUAUAGACAUUCAUUAUGACACCAGAAUUCAAAAAGAGUUAGAGAAUGGUGAUUUAUUAACAACAACUGGCUCUGUCAUUAUUUCUGACUUGAAUUAUUGGAGUACAUCAAAAUACAAUAAUAUCAAAAUUGUUGAUAAAUAUUUAAGGUCAGAUUUCCUUUUGCCUGAUUCUACAUUGAAAGUCAAUGAUAUGUUGCAGUUAUCGAAUGGUGAGAAAACUAUUCCUAAUUUUUUCUGCAUUGGAGACAUUGCUUCCCUUCCUAUAAUUAAAACAGCAGGGUGGGCUCUUUUCAUGGCCUCCAUUGUUGGAAAGAACAUAAUAAGUAACUUGUUUGAAGAGGACAUGAAAGAAAAACUUCCUCCCGCAGAGAAAAUGCCUAGAGGAAUACUUUUAGUCGGUGGAAAUGGUGAUGUUAUAAGUUCAAAUAAUGGUAUAGUUGAACUAAACAAUCCAGAAUAUGUAGAAGCCUAUAAAGAUUAUAGGUUUAGCAGCUCCUUCAAGUACUUGGAACUUGAUCUCCCAACUGAGAAUUAA